UAUACACUUCACUUAAGUUUAAACAUGCCAACAUAUUAUGAGGAUAUCAGUUUAUAUCUUGGUUCCAGGAUUCAAAAAUCAAUUACAUAUACAGUUCAUGUCAAUGGUGUUCCAUAUGGUGAAAUUGAUCCCUCCUUCGCACAACAAUACUCUCAUGAGUUAGAUCAUCAAUGGAAAUUAUUUUGCUGCAACUACAUGUAUUUAGUUACUUGGAAUGGCGAUGUCAAUCAACCUAGACUAACAAAUGGAUGGACAGAGAUUCGUGAACAUUUGGAUUUGCAGAAUCAUUAUCAUCUUUUUGGUUUAGAGUAUUAUGGUGACAGCAUGUUUCACUUGGUGCUUAAUCCAACUAGGGAUUCCUCAACCUAUGGAUUACCCUCAUUUCACUCUCUAUCUGCUAAACCAAAUGAUUCAUUGAGUUUUGAUGUUGCUAUUCCUUCUGAUCCUAACUCUACAAUACAAUUAAUACUUAACCAAGAGUUGGGUGAAUAUAUUACUUCUUAUCACAAUUCCUUGCUGCUUGAAGGACCAGUAGCUGAGCCUAUGUUAUCUCCAAUUAUUAAGUUAGUAGAUCAAGACCAAGUCACAAGCUAUGAAGUGGAUAGUUGGGCUAUUUUCUGCAGGGAAAACUAUUUCAGUCAUGGAGAUAUUGUCAAGUUCACUUUCUUUGAUCUUGAAAAUAGUAAUAGGGUUGAUGUUGAUUGGAUAAGUCAUUAGUACAGCAUCUCAUUAGGUAUGUUAUUGAGUUUAUCUGUUCUAAGGAUUUGUUGUAAUCCAGCAUCAUGAAGC
Molecule: messenger RNA, 789 nt
Organism: Trifolium pratense (red clover)
Lineage: Eukaryota; Viridiplantae; Streptophyta; Magnoliopsida; Fabales; Fabaceae
Exons: 3
Coding region: 25-717 (230 amino acids)
Source: RefSeq, a predicted model, not a curated record